Aaosphaeria arxii CBS 175.79 is the source of this 648-nucleotide messenger RNA. RefSeq lists its product as uncharacterized. The coding region runs from base 1 to 648 and encodes 215 amino acids. NCBI's taxonomy places the organism in Eukaryota, Fungi, Ascomycota, Dothideomycetes, Pleosporales. The transcript is spliced from 3 exons. The record is from RefSeq and is a predicted model, not a curated record.
AUGCCUCCGAUGGCGCAAUUGCUUGAUAUCGUAGCGACUGCACGAAAGUAUGAUCACGGGUCGGGUGUCUCUGAGGAUGAAUGGAACUCCGAAGUCCAAAAUCCCCUCCUAAAACUCGCACGCAACACGUCUACACACCGGCAGACGCUCGAUAUGCACAACGUAAAGACGGCUAGGAUUGAGCCAGCAUCUCUUGCGCGCUCCACUUUACCCGGCCGUGUUGUUGACUACGUUAUUGCACUCAACCCAGACCUGGCCUUGAAGUACAUCUAUCAAAUCGUGGAACCACACCACCCGUGCCCGCCACAAUCCAAUUGCCAUCAAUAUAGAGACCAAUGGCCCCAUGAAGUCGUGGACGGAUGGAAACCCCAGAUCGCAAUAUGGACAGGUGCAUGGCUGAGGAGACUUGCCCAUAUCAAGGGCAACAGUAACGGGCAGUGGCCCGCAUUUCCCCUCCUGAUCGCCCAGGGUCAUGACUGGCACUUACUCAUUGUCUCCAAAAAUGACCAAAUGACCAUUUGGGAACAGGUUGACAUCGGAAGCACAAGGUCGUGCUUUGAUGCGCUGAAGGUCGUCGCAAUCCUUCAUUGGCUUAUGGACUGGGCGGAGAGAGUCUGGCGGCCGUGGCUGCUUUCAUCGCCAGAUUGA